This is a messenger RNA of Trichoderma atroviride IMI 206040, 504 nucleotides long. Its product is annotated as 60S ribosomal protein eL29. Gene Ontology annotation, cellular component: ribosome; cytosolic large ribosomal subunit. Gene Ontology annotation, biological process: cytoplasmic translation. Gene Ontology annotation, molecular function: structural constituent of ribosome. The record is from RefSeq and is a predicted model, not a curated record. Lineage: Eukaryota; Fungi; Ascomycota; Sordariomycetes; Hypocreales; Hypocreaceae.
CACUUUUCCGCACGAUCUUGAAUCUCGACUUGCAAAAUCACACCGGACCAGCAUCGUCAACCACAGCAGCAAUGGCCAAGUCAAAGAACUCGUCCCAGCACAACCAGAGCCGCAAGGCUCACCGUAACGGUAUCAAGAAGCCCAAGACUUCCAGAUACCCUUCCCUCAACGGAACCGACCCCAAGUUCCGACGAAACCACAGACAUGCUCUCCACGGCACCAUGAAGGCUCUUAAGGAGCUCAAGGAGGGCAAGCGCGAGACGGCAUGAGUGUGUUCCGAUUGGCAAAACUGUUGAACGAAAACAAAAAGGGGAAUCUUUGCAAAGUUUCAGGGCCAAUGGCCCAUUAUUAGACGCGAUUGGCGCAGGAAUUUGAAUGCCUCAUCGGCUAAUAGGAAAUGCAUCACCAUAUGCUGAAAUAUCGAUUUGAGUUUCCUCUUAAUAUGAGCACCGGAUAGACGAAUCGGCUGUCUGGAAUGGUGCAAAGUUCCCUGCCCUCUUUCUG